AACAUGGAGUUGUCCAAAUCACUGUGUCCUGCAACGGAUCAACUGGAUUCAAAAGCUACAAAUAUAAAUACAAAUUCUACACUACCUGUGCUACGGAGCACUUCCAUCGACGUAACAGCAGGAAAUGGCAAUCAUUAUGACACCAGUCAUCCAAAGCGCGGUAUAGCACUCGUCAUCAAUCAGGUGAAUUUUAAUAGUUUGAGCAAAAGAGAUGGUAGUGACAACGAUCGUGAUUGCAUCAGUACGGCAUUGAAAGGAAUGGGAUUUGAUGUACGCAGAUUGGACGAUCCAAACCGAAAGAAGCUUUUAGCCGCGCUGGAUACCGUCGCCAGCGAAGAUCAUUCGCAAAACGACUGUCUGGUAAUGGUAGUAAUGACACACGGGAAGGAGAACAACUUGCUGUACGCGAAAGAUAAGUCGUAUGAAGCGGAUAAGCUGUGGGAACCCUUCAUCGGCAAUGCCUGUCCAUCGCUACGCGGUAAGCCAAAGCUGUUUUUUGUGCAAGCCUGUCUGGGCAAACAGUUGCGCGGGUGA
This is a messenger RNA of Anopheles maculipalpis, 534 nucleotides long. RefSeq names its product caspase-1-like. The transcript is spliced from 3 exons. Gene Ontology annotation, biological process: proteolysis; apoptotic process. The annotation marks the transcript as partial. Lineage: Eukaryota; Metazoa; Arthropoda; Insecta; Diptera; Culicidae. Gene Ontology annotation, cellular component: cytoplasm. The record is from RefSeq and is a predicted model, not a curated record.